This is a messenger RNA of Chelonia mydas (Green sea turtle), 5790 nucleotides long. It is a transcript of the gene CPLX1, whose product is annotated as complexin 1. Gene Ontology annotation, molecular function: syntaxin binding. The coding region runs from base 752 to 1156 and encodes 134 amino acids. The record is from RefSeq and is a predicted model, not a curated record. The transcript has 4 exons. NCBI's taxonomy places the organism in Eukaryota, Metazoa, Chordata, Testudines, Cheloniidae. Gene Ontology annotation, biological process: neurotransmitter transport; regulation of neurotransmitter secretion; synaptic vesicle exocytosis. Gene Ontology annotation, cellular component: terminal bouton; SNARE complex.
GCCCUCCCCCCGGGGCGUGCGAGCGGCUGGACGCCGGGCUGUGUGUGUGGACGCUCGGCACGGGGCAGGGCCCGGAGCUUUGCCCAGGCUGGCGCGGCUCGUUCGUGGCCCCGCACCGCCGCUCUCUCCCGACGGCUCUGAGAGACACGCGGCUCCUCCAGUGGCAGCUCCCGCCUCGGGACUGACAGCCGGGCCCCGCGUACUGAAAGGCCGGGGUGGGGCCGGGGGCCCGCCGCUGCCAUUGCCGCCCGGGAAGGUCCCCUGGUGGUGGUGGUGGUGGGGGGGAGUUGGUCCUGCCACAACCCCCCCCUUAACCCCCCCCCCGCAGCAGGAGCGCUGCGAACCCCUUGCAACCCCCCUGGUGCGGGCUGGGCGGGGGUGGGCUGACAGUGUGUGCGGGGGAGGGGGCGCAGCCAGGCUGGAGAUGCCGCCCUAGCCGCGGCAGGGGGAGGAGGAAGCCGCCAGGUCCCUCCUAGCCGAGUGCAAGGAGGGAUGGUCCGGAAAUCCCGUGAUAAAAAGAGGGAGCGGGGCAAGCGGGAAGCUCUCGGCUCGGUUCGGCUCUAACUUCAGGGGACCGCUCCGGCCCGCGCCUUGCUGCGGCUCCCCCAUGGACCCGGCCGGCUGGAGCUGCUAGGGCAAGCGUCGAGCCCCCGCUGCGGACCCGGAGGGGCAGGCCGCGACCCGAGGACUCCUUCCCGUUCGACUUGCAUGUGAGAUCUGCCCGAGCGAGGAGGAAUCUAAAGCCAUCACCAUGGAUUUUGUUAUGAAACAAGCUUUAGGAGGGGCUACCAAAGACAUGGGGAAGAUGUUGGGAGGAGAUGAAGAGAAAGAUCCUGAUGCCGCCAAGAAAGAAGAGGAACGACAGGAAGCCCUGAGGCAGGAAGAGGAGGAAAGGAAAGCCAAAUAUGCAAAGAUGGAGGCUGAAAGAGAAGUGAUGCGACAAGGGAUUCGAGACAAGUACGGGAUAAAGAAGAAGGAAGAAAGAGAAGCCGAGGCCCAGGCCGCACUGGAAGCCAACGCUGAGGGGAGUCUGACACGUCCAAAGAAGGCCAUACCCCCCGGCUGUGGGGAUGAGGAAGAGGAGGAAGAGGAGAGCAUUCUAGACACAGUCAUCAAAUAUCUACCUGGCCCUCUUCAAGACAUGUUCAAGAAGUAAUGGCUGCAGCCUGUUAGACUGUCAUGAACAGUAAAGCAAUGGAUUUCUCAAAUGAGAAUUUACAAUCUUGCCACACAUCACACAACCCCACUCUCUUCCUCCACUCUAACCCCCCGUCCCCAACCUCUCCCCUGGCCCCCUGAGAUUCCAUCCAUUCCUAUUUUGUACAUAGUCACAUCCAGUAGACGCCUCUGAAUGGAUGUAAGGAUUAAUGAGCUGCAGUCUACACAACUUUUAUUAUAAGCCAUAGUACUAUGUAUGUUAAAUAAGGCAACUGUACAUUAAACAGAGCAAAGGAAAAGCCUCAUGUUUGUUUCCACCCAAAGCAGGAAGGAGUGUUCACUAACAGUGAGCAGUGGCUUCUUUUAUUUUCCUUAAUUAUUAUUAUAAUUUUUAAUAUGAUAGUUGAUCAAGCCACCCUGGUUGUUCAUUGUUGGGUACAUCUCUUGUAGCAAGGGAUGCCUCCAUCUCCCAUGGAAACAGACCUUUUCCAUUUUAUUCCAUAACCCUCAUAAAUAAGAGAUCAUUUGGAAAGUGAACCAUGUGCAACUCCUAUCUCCAACACCAUUCUCAGAGCUGUGGAAGAGCUGAGCCUUCCUCACCAGGUGUUGAUGGUAGAAACCAGCCGCCUCAGAAUCUAAGCAAGAGUCUUGUUGCUUUGGGAAUAGCCAUACAAUGAAUAGCAUGACCAGAGUGUAGUGUGAACGGUGCUGUCAUUAGAUCUAGACCAGACUGGUUCGGUGGUGUUGUAGUACAGAACUUCCCAACCCAGGGGCCUUAUAAGCCCACCACUGAGUGGAGUGGAUACUUAGACUCCUCAACCUCCCUCUUUCGGCAAAGAUCCCCAGUGGCAUAUUCAAUCAUGCCGUUCCCAGCUGUGUUUCCAGGAAUGGCAUUCCAGCUCCAGCAAAUGCUGUGGCUAUGCUCUGUUCCCCCCGGUAGCAUCAGAGAGGGGUGGGCUUCUGGUCAGAGAGCAGGACCAGGAGGCAGGAACUGCUCCUGAGUUCUAGUCUCCAUUCUGACUCUAAUUCCCUCUGUGACCUUGAACAAGUCACUUAACCUCUCUGUCCCAGUCCCCCCAUCUAUACACUGGAGAUAAUAAUACUUACCUACCUCACAGGGAUAUUGUGAGGGUCAACAGGUGAAUGCUUGUAUAGUGCUGCACAGGGGCUAAGUAUUAUUAUAACGUUGGGUGGCAUCGCUGGGUAUUUACCCAGUAAAUACCCUUGCAUAUUUACCCAGUGAUGGGAAGGUGGGACCAGGACUCUUGUACUGUCACAUUUAAAACCUUCUCAAAUUCAGAUGGAUUUAGAAUGUCUCCCAGCCUAAUGGUGUCAGACAACACAUUGUCCCCAGACAAUGCUGUCUUGCUACCGCAGUGAGUAUAUGUGUACACUCUUAUUUGUUACACAGUUAUUCAUCAUUUCAUCUGGUCUGUUAUUUGUAGAGCUGACCUUCGGUUCUGGGACUCUCUCAGCUCAGAGUCACUGUAAAUGUCUGGAGCUUCUGGUCAGCACCAUGUCUUGAUCUCAUGAGAAAAGAAACGGUCUCAGGUGACUUCUAACAAGCUGAUCAUUUGUCUGGCAGCAUUACACUGCCACAUGCCCUGUGCUAGCCCAGGCUUGGAAAACAAAUGGUUACUCGUUAUUUCGAACAUAUUUGCAAGUAAAUAGCCACUUAGCAUGGACGGCAGCGGGGAAAAUAUCCCAUAGAUGCAGAUUUAGUAGGAGACGUAAUUCAGCUCUGUGUGCCUGCUGCCGACUGGUGCUGAGAACGAGAUGUUUUUAUUUGCUAGUAUAAAACCGACUGUUGAGUUAAGUACGCCUGGGAUUGCCAUUGUAGAAUAUCCUGUUCAUCAACAGCCAAAUUGUAGGACUGGUGCCAAUUCAGGCUGGGGUUGGUGGGUGCAUUGCUGUUGACUUCAGUGGCAGUGUGCCUGCUUUAUUCCCUGUGAGUCUGGCCUGAGGGGUUUUGCUCUGAAUACCCAUUCUGAAUUUUAUUUUUUCUUGAGCUCGAUAAAAUCUUGGGGUCAGAUUCUCUGCCGGUAUAGACAGACUACACUUCCCUGCAGUGAGCAGCGCUACACCCACUGAGUACCAGCAGAGAACUCGGUCCUUACAUGCCACAGAUAGCAUGUGAGCAAUCCCAUUGGCUCCAGUGAGACUAUUCAUAUGCUUAAAGCUAGGCACAUGCUUAAGCAUCUUUCUGAAUGGGGCUCCUAAUUAGAUUCUUACAUGAGCCAGGCAGGAGCAAGCUGUGCUGGAUUUAAGCAGGGGAGGUGGAACAAGGCUGUAAACACAGUCCCUUUAGCAUCACCCAUAGAACCACACAUACCAACUGCAACAGACGGCCUACGGGAUGUACGCUCCCUGCCACUUGUGGACUGAUGUAAUGAGCAUGCUCCAAACCCGUAGCGCAUGCUGGCGGACUUUUGCUUUCCUUCGAAGUCAGUGUCCAGAGAAUUCGCUAGAGUAGGAAUGGGAUUUAGAAAACCAGCCCCAGGAAAGUUGUGUGCUGGAUGCUGAGAGCUGCAGGUCAGCCUCCCAUGGGCAAAAGCAGAAUGUUGUGACUUCUUAAGAUAGCGUCAGCAUUGUUUGCCCUUGCUUUCACUAAAGAGAGACGAAUUUCCCUGCUCAGACUUCAAUCGCCCGCAUUGUUUCUUAUCUGUGUGCCUAGAUUUGAUACCAGAGCAGCUGUCAGUGAUUUGUCAUUUCCUAAUGAAAGCGCUCUGUUCUCCCUUUCCAGAGCUAGCAAGCUCCCGCUUGUUUCCAUUUAAAGUAUAAAAAUCCUUCCUCAUCCUUAAAGCCAUCCUCACCCCCAGCAGACUGCAAAAACUACUGUAGGUUCCACAGAGUAAGUGGACAUUGCUCACUCUGCACCUGCUUUAGACACCAGUCGUCCUUUGGCCAUCAGCGUUGAUUUGCUUUCCUCUCCAUGCAAGCUCUAUUCCCGAGGCACAAGCAUGCAAGCUCUAUUCCCGAGUGCCUGCUGUCUUGCCUUUUCUUUUCUCUUGUUGUUCUAUGUUGGGUUUUUCAGGGUCUGCCUUGCGGAGAGAAAAUACAUCAUUAUAUCCAGCUCCAGGUGACUUUACAAGACUUUGGUUUAAUCGAAUGGGUCACAGCGGUUGAGCCAUUCACUGAUUGGGUCCUGGAGUAGCUAAUACAAGAGCCUGUGCUGCAUGGUCUCUCGGAUCAGGAGUAAGUGUUGCUGCUCCUGGGGGGACAAGUGGGUUUGUUUUUUAAAAGUUCCAUUCCCCUUUUUGAUUUGGCCUCCUAGGAGACUGAAAUUGAGCAAAAAUAUGGGGCCUAUGUAGUCUUUCCACUGGGCUUGGAAUCAGGAUCAUAAAGCAGAAUUGGGAGAGUCAUUUGUCUAGCAAAAUUCACAAGGUCUAUUACUGGUGCCAUCAGAACCAUUGUAGGGUUUCCCAGCUCAUCGCAUCUGUAGCCAAUAUCCCUCUCACCUGAGCUCCCAAUGUAUGGUCUAGUCCUUCUGCCAUUAAACUCAACUGGAGUUUGCCAUUGACCAUGGACUUCUGGGGGAGCAGGUCUGAGCCCACAGUUUUUAUAUUGUCAUUCGUUCAGUAAAGAAACCUGAUGGAUAGGGUACUCUGCCUGUGAAUUACAUACAGGUCAGUCCCUAUGGGAGAGAAAGGCAGCAUGUGCUGACAAGAUUUGCCUCAAAUUACCUUUUGGACCUUGACUAAGUUAUUGGUCAGCUCAGAGGGUUUCUCCAGCUCCAAAGUGCCUCAACAGCUUUGAAUGAAAUUGAAAUGGGCACUUCCCCAACCCCGAAUUUGACAAUCAUCACCCCCAAUCCCUUCAGCUAACUUGCAUUGUGCAUGAACGUGAAGAGCACUGUAAAAAUGCCACAUGCUCGGUGCUCAGUCAGAUGUCAAAGCACUUAAACAAGACCAAAGAGAAACAUGGUUCAUUGUUUGGAUUCUGAAUAUCUCUUUGUCUUUCCGUGCCAUCAUUUUAUUUGCAUCACCAAUAUGUUCAAUCUCAGGAAAAUGAGGUCUUCUGUUUUUAAUUGGUUUUUAUUUACACAGAAAGGUGGGCAGCCAUUUUUUUUUAUUUUUUUUUUUGCCAUUCUUUCUCCUUCAUAACUCCAGGGCCUUUCUGUUUAAUAAAAAAAAAUCAAGAGGUCUCCACUUUGUGGAGGGCAGCUAAUUUAGUUUGACAUUGCCCUUCAUGGACUUACAUCUAUCUUUAGAGAAAGCCAUAUGAAAUCAGACUGCAAUAUUAAUUAUGAAUGCUACUCUGUGUUAAAAAAAAGAGAACAGAUCAUGUGCUAAAUCACUCUGGCGUUUCUCUGUCUAUGUUUCUAGUAUUGUAUGUUAGCCUAGUUUUUCCCUAGCCCCUUCCCUUUGUCAAAGAAAGACCAUACCAAUGCUGCUGACCACAUCUUUUUGACAAGCUUACCGCACCAAUAUAACUGUUGUUUGCAAUCAACUGUUGUGACCUGAAUGUAAUGUCCUAUGUAUCUGAAAUGUGUCUGUAUCUGUUUUACUCUGUUACCAAGAUAAUGUUUUUCAUGUGCUGAGUCGGUAAUAUGUUUCAGUAACUGUCCUCUAAAAAAAAAAAAUGCUUGUUUUCAUACAUACACACACAUACAUACACACACAAAGGCGAAAC